Ilex paraguariensis (yerba mate) is the source of this 327-nucleotide messenger RNA. The record is from the annotation of a GenBank genome assembly. NCBI's taxonomy places the organism in Eukaryota, Viridiplantae, Streptophyta, Magnoliopsida, Aquifoliales, Aquifoliaceae.
AUGCUAGAGGAGCUGCAAGUAAGGAACGUGCUAGCUAGUAAGGUGGUGGACGGGGAUGCCAAGGUGGAGACGGUCCAUAGGGAUCAAAGUGUGAUGGCAGAGGUGGAUCAAGAGGUCCAGGCUGAGGUAUUGCAUAAGGUGGUGGAGUGUGGUGGUGGGAUGAAUGAAUCUAGUACCAGCACUGGUGGCAGUGGGGGUGAUCUGGGUGGUCCAGGAGGUGGAGGUGACAGUGGAUCGUAUGGACCUGGUUCAGGCACUGGUGGUGGUGGUGGUGGGGGGGUGAUCCAGGAGGUCCAAGAGGUGGUGGAGGAGGAGCAUAAUAAUUAG